This is a messenger RNA of Trypanosoma conorhini, 1383 nucleotides long. RefSeq names its product putative chaperone protein DNAj. NCBI's taxonomy places the organism in Eukaryota, Euglenozoa, Kinetoplastea, Trypanosomatida, Trypanosomatidae. Gene Ontology annotation, cellular component: endoplasmic reticulum. Gene Ontology annotation, molecular function: misfolded protein binding; protein-folding chaperone binding. Gene Ontology annotation, biological process: protein folding in endoplasmic reticulum. The record is from RefSeq and is a predicted model, not a curated record. The transcript has a single exon. The coding region runs from base 1 to 1383 and encodes 460 amino acids.
AUGCAGUACGCGGGGGGUGGACUGGCAGGGGGUCCUGGCUCGAGACUUGUCGGCCUGCUCUUUUCAGACUACCUCGCCUGCCCUGCCUUUGCGGACCUGAUUCAGACGCUACUGAACACGUCCAUGGAUUUUUUUACCGGCUACCACGUGGGACCGUCGAUAGCGCCCAUGAAUGCGAUCUCGCAUUUGAUACUGUAUCGCGUGAUCGAGUGCUUUGUACUAGAGGGGCUGCUGAACAGUAGAGUCCCUCUCCUCCACGAUGCGGGGUUGGUUCACCUGGUGUUCCAGUACGUGCAGCAGUACCGCUUCGGCCGCUGCUGGGUUACACGGCUGCUGCGCUCGCUGGGGGGCAUGUUCCUCCCCUCCGGCCUGCAGCGGCUGCUCGGCAGCUGCCUAGCCGGAGUCACGGCGGUUCCGGCAAACGGCGAAAGUGACACGCUGAAGGCGCUGCCACUGGAAUACAGUGAAAGCCUGCAAUAUUAUCGUCAAAUGUACGAUCAGAAUGUGCCGUAUGCGGUGUUUGUAGGCGGGUUUGUCAGCGAGCUCACACACACAAUCACUGAGAACUUGCUGUGGUGCAAAACGUUCUACCGGGCGCGUGAGAAUAACACGUCGCGGUGGCGUCUGCUGAAGCCGUACCUCGCUAACCUUGCAAGAGACACUACACAAAUGAUAUUUGUGUACUCGGCGCGAGUGGCUGGGGCGUGGCUCGGACGCCGUGUGUCACGCGAGCCGACUGGCAGUUCCGUGUUUUGGGGUGAAAGCAUCGCCCUCCUUGCGCUUACCCCGGCCAUUUACCGGACGACGACGACUCUCGCCGUGCGGCUAUUUGAAAAGCUGGAGCAGCUGCACCCAUCCACGCCUGAGGAUGAGCAGGAGGACAUGCGCGAGCGGGAGGCAAGAAUGGAAGAGGAGGAGCAGGAGGCCGCGUUCAGACUUCCGUUCACGACCCCCAGCGAGAACGGGGCGCCGAAGGAGGACCUCUACAAGGUGUUGGGGGUGAAGGACACCGCAAGCGCGGAGGAGAUAAAGCGGGCCUAUAGGAAAGCUGCGCUGGCAUCCCACCCAGACCGGGCCGCCCACGACGCGGCAGCGCAGCAGGCCGCACGGGAGCGGAUGGCGAGUAUCAAUGAGGCCUACGAGACACUCUCGUGCAAGUCCCGGCGGGUGCGGUACGACAUGGGCCGUGUGGCGAGCGCAGGACAGGGGGUGGCGAAGUGCUUUGAAAACAUCCCACCUCCCGUGGAGCUGGGUGUCGAGGCUAUUGGUAUCCUUGGGUUGAGUCUGGCGGCGACGCUGCUGCUGUGCGGCCAGUACUUUGCUGCCUUUCACCAGUUGACUGGGUCGGGACGCACGCCGUUGCGGUUUCUCGGCCUCGUUUGA